Messenger RNA from Cucumis melo (muskmelon), 3639 nucleotides. RefSeq lists its product as uncharacterized. The record is from RefSeq and is a predicted model, not a curated record. NCBI's taxonomy places the organism in Eukaryota, Viridiplantae, Streptophyta, Magnoliopsida, Cucurbitales, Cucurbitaceae. The coding region runs from base 507 to 3044 and encodes 845 amino acids. The transcript is spliced from 3 exons.
AGGUUGAAGAGACAAGAAGAAGGAAGAGACACACAAAACGCACACAAGCACAGAGCAAGAACCCGAAUUUCAUAGAGAAAAACUGGAAGAAGAGUGGGGGAGAGACGAUUAUUUAAGUUCCCUCUAAAAAUUUUUCACUUUUUCCCGCCGCACUUUCCCUCUCUCUCUCUCUCUCUCUCUUUCUCUCUCUCUCUCUCUCUCACUCUUCAUGCCCUUGCACUUCCCUUUUCCAUUUCAUACACCCGACAUUAAUUUCAAGGAUUAGGAUUCUUUGCACUCCUGGAUGUUGUAGCUUCAACCCCUUUGUUUAAGAUGCGACGUUCAUGCUCCAUUUGCUUAUUUAACUGACGUGCUUCAAUUUAUUUCAGCCUGUUCAAUUGUUAUGUUGAUUGAGACUAUGGACUUUCGUUGCUGAUGGACAGUCAGCAGCAUGAGUAGAAAAAUCCAUUCUUCCUGUGUCUUCUGUGUUUGACAUUUUAAGUGGUUGAUGCUUGAACGUGGUAGUAAUGGAGUGCAACAAGGAGGAGGCCAUCAAGGCUAUGAAAAUUGCUGAAAAGAAGCUGGAAAUCAGUGAUUUUAAUGGGGCAAGGAAGAUGGCUCAGACAGCACAAAGACUCUUUCCUACGCUUGACAAUAUUACUCAAUUGCUAACAGUAUGUGAGAUUCACUGCUCAGCACAGAAUAGAAUGUAUGGAGCCGAAAAUGAUUGGUAUGGGAUUCUUCAAAUUGAACAAUCAGCAGACGAAACAAUUAUUAAAAAGCAAUACAGGAAGCUUGCACUGUUACUCCACCCAGAUAAGAACAAGUUUGCUGGUGCGGAAGCUGCUUUCAAACUUGUUGGUGAAGCCAACAGACUCCUUUCUGAUCAGUCAAAACGAAAGUUAUAUGAUUUGAAGUAUGCAGCUGCAAGAAGAAAUAUUGCAGCUGCCAAGUCAUCUCAUGAUCAGCAGAAUGGAUACACAGCUGUAAACAAGCAAGAGAGAGGAACUGCAAAUGGUUACUCAAGUGGUUCUUUCUCACAUUACCCUGGAGGGAGUUCUUUUAAGCCACCACAACCACCACCACAGCAGGCUUUUUGGACUUGCUGCCCAUUUUGUAAUGUGAGGUACCAGUACCUCAAAUGUUAUCUUAGUAAAAUGUUGCGCUGCCAGAAUUGUGGUAGAGGAUUUAUCUCGCAUGAUUUGAAUAACCAAACUAUGCCUCCAACAUUUCACCAAAUGCACGUUCCUCAGAAAAAAGUUGCUCCUGAAUCAGGACCCUCAAAACCUGCUGCAGAAAAUAAGCAAGGUUCUGAUAAGAAAUCCCAGGAUAGAUCUGCUGGGGUUGAUUUGAAUGCUAAAGCAGGAAAAAAACAGAAGGGGCAGGGAAGUAAUGCUAAGCCCAAAGUAGAUGCAGAGAAGACUGGGAAAGAAAAGGCCAAGUCUGAUGCAGCUAGAAGCACGGAAAAAGUUGCUUCCAAGAGUCAAAAUAGGAAGAGACAACGGAAAUCUGCUACUGCACAUGGUAACAAUUUGGAAUAUGACGAAGUUGAAGAUGACGAUGUAUCUGAGAAGGAUGGCCUGAGUAGAGACAAUAGUCAAAGGAGAUCUACAAGGAACAAAAAACAUGUUUCAUACAGGAAAUAUUUAAGUGAAGAUGAUGACAGUUUACAGAGUCCAAAGAAGUCCAGUGGCACUGCAUCUACGGACUUGAAAGAGGAGAUGAAAGAUGCAAUUUUAAAUGUUGAAACAUCUGCCAAGGGCAUCAAACAGGAAGUACUGCCUCCCCAUCCACAAGACUCGCCCAACAGAAAACCCAAAUGUGAGGAAGUAGUGAGAGAAGGGAAAAACAGGUCAGAUAAAAACGAUAAAAAAUCCAAAACUGAGGUUGUUGAUACAGAGGAAAAUGGCGUGCAAGCAGUACAUGUUUUGGUGUGUGCUGAUCCUGAGUUUAGCGAUUUUGAUAAGGAUAAAGGGACAGAUUGUUUUGCAGUCAAUCAGGUAUGGGCUAUUUAUGAUACUGUUGAUGGCAUGCCAAGAUUUUAUGCCCGCAUUAGAAAGGUGUUCUCCCCUGAAUUCAAGCUCCAGAUUACCUGGUUUGAACCACAUCCUGAUGACAAAGAUGAAAUCAAAUGGUGUGAUGCAGAAUUGCCGAUAGCUUGUGGCAAAUAUACACUAGGAGGAUCUGAGCUAACUGCUGAUCUUCCCAUGUUCUCUCAUAUGGUACAUUGCCCCAAGCAGGGGGCAUCAAAGAAUUCUUACUUUAUGUAUCCUAGGAAAGGAGAAACUUGGGCUCUUUUCAAGGACUGGGAUAUUAGAUGGAGCUUUGAACCUGAAAAACAUGUAGCUUUUGAAUAUGAGUUUGUUGAGAUCUUGUCAGAUUAUGUCGAAGGUGUCGGUAUAUCGGUUGCUUUCAUGGACAAGGUCAAAGGUUUUGUCUGCUUGUUUCAUACUACUGAGAAGCAUAGGCAAAACUCCUUUAAGAUUCCACCUAAUGAGUUGUACAGAUUUUCUCAUCAAAUUCCUUCGGUUAGAAUGACAGGAAAGGAAAGAAAAGAUGUUCCAAAAGGAUCAUUUGAAUUAGAUCCUGCUGCUCUUCCCCCUAAUAUUAAUGAACAUGUUGAUCUUAAUAAUGUCAAAGAGGAGACUAUCGAUGCUCCUGCUGCUUCUGGAAGAACUGACCCAUCUCAUGGUUUUAAAUCCCCUAAAGAGAAAGUGGAAGUGAUUGAUCUUGAUAAUAAUGAGGCUGCAAAAAUUCAGAAAAGUGACCUAAAGAAGAGUCAUCCAAAUAGUGAGGUCCCAACUACUCUACGAAAAUCUCCAAGAAAGUUAAACCCAAACCCGACUGAAAACGACGCUCAGUUAGAUAAGUUUGUGCCAGAAGAUAAUAGAAGUAGAGAUGGAAGUCGAAAUGGCCUAUCAACACGCAAGGAAAGCAGUACUAUUCAUCAAAAUGGAGGAACGAACACUCCAAAGAAACAUGGUGAGAGUAGUGGUUUGAGAGGAACAACAUGCCUUGGAAUUAGAAAAUCACCUAGAGAUUUGAGCAAGAAAAAUGCAGGUUAACGUAUGGAAGAUAUGGAGAGCAGGCAAUCUGAAUCUUGGAAGUUGAAAUCAAAUUUUGGUUUACAGAAUGGGAAGUAUUCAUCUCAGUGUAAAAUGAGAACAGCCCCAGUUGAUUUCUUAUCUUUCUCUUUUCACUUUGUUCUAGAAAACUUUGGAGCGCUGUUCCAUGCUCUUUUUCAGGAAGCCAUCUAUCUACAAGUUCCAUAAAAGUUGCUAGCUGAGGGAAACUUUUUGUUCAACCUCUAAUAUUGGAGGUAGAUGAAAGAGGUCGGUAGGCAUCUUCUAGUAGAUUAAUGCUAUGAUCAAAUGGGAAGCAAGAAGAUGAAUGAGGCUGUUUGGGAGCUUAAUUUCUUGGUUCUAAUUUGAAAAUUGAUCUGCAAAAGCAGAAAUUGUAAAUUUGAUUUUCCAACAUUUUAGUGUAGGAGUAGAGGAGUCAUAGAGAGAAUUUCAUCUGCCCUGUUGGCAUUUGGAAAAGGGUUACUAUUUUGCUGAUUCUGGAUGAAAAUGUUCAUGUAUGGAGAGGAGAGAAGAUGGAGUGCCUUUUUACAUGUAACCACUAAAUUCACCUGAGUUCUGAUCUUCCCAUGUUUACCCA